CCGCCCAAUCAGAGUGCCACAAAAGUUUGAGUGAGGAACUUGUUCAUAUAGGUCUAUAGACUACUCCACCAGAAAAUCUCAUGAUAAUAACCAUUGUGUGUGGCUCUACAGCCUCAUUUUUGGUGGACCUAUUUUGGUGGUUCGGCGCAUUACGCGAAUCCGCGCAUUACGCGCACGGACACGGUAACGCAACUGGCUAGAUACGUCGCCCCAUCAAGUUUUUCGGAUGAACAGCGUGGACGUUGGAUGUUACGACCUACAGUAAUCGUUUUUCCUUACAAUGUCGUCUACCAGAUUGAAAGCAAUCUUGGAUUCUCACACUAUGCUCAUUUAAGCGUUGAGGGUUGCCUGAUUUGCACGCGCGACUGCUCCUCGUCCCAUGCGUGUUGCGCACAUCCAGCUUCUUGUAUUCGCACCACGCUUUCUACGAGUAUGACUUACUAGUGUAUAGCUUUCUCACGAGCUGCACUUUAAGAUGGAUACACUUCUGCAGGAGUUGAUCGACCGCAUAGUCAGCCACCUGGACCAUGAUGACCUCAAAAGCAUGCUUGUGUUGUCUCGGAAGUUUCAAUACGCAUGUGAAGAAGGUCCGGAGGCAUUCGCACAGUACAACCUAACCAUCGAUAACGCACCCAAAUUCAAAUCGACAUACAGCGGCCGCCGUUCUCGUUACCUUCGAGAACUAGUAUUCGAGACGAGCGUGUUUCCUCGCGACGAGAAUGCGGCAGAGGAUUGCCGCGACACUUCCGAUGAGUUAUCAGCAAUGAAUAAAGGAUUUAGGCGUCAGAUCAAGUUCUUUUUCGACAGGCUGAAGAGCGUCUAGAGGGCUCUGGCUGGCAGAAACCACCUUGGGCCGAUACACCUCACGAUAUUCGAGCCCACAAGAGCGAACCAUGGAGAUGACACAUGCCACCAUCACAUGUUCGUCGGUUGAAACCUGAUCUGGAAUCUGUAAGCUCCCUUACAAUCAAGACCCCAAAGCUUGACUUAUACGCUCAAGGACCCGAAGUAGCGCUGCGCAGACUUGAUCUUCGCAUCAUCCUCGAUAUUACAACCAGAUGUCCAAACCUCGAAAUUUCAACAUGCAAAGUCGGGGGUAGUGACUGGCAAGCACUAUUCGACCAUGG
This is a messenger RNA of Macroventuria anomochaeta, 1127 nucleotides long. RefSeq lists its product as uncharacterized. The record is from RefSeq and is a predicted model, not a curated record. NCBI's taxonomy places the organism in Eukaryota, Fungi, Ascomycota, Dothideomycetes, Pleosporales, Didymellaceae. The coding region runs from base 476 to 823 and encodes 115 amino acids. The transcript has a single exon.